AUGGCAAUGCGCACGCAACAACUCCGCAACUUUCCCUCGCGGCUCCUCCAAUCAGUCAGCCUCUCGAAGCAAUGUUUCCGACCACUCCAUGGAAGAACGGCACGAUUGGUGCCUACACCGACCCCAUUUGUCCCUGAUGUCCAGACUUUCCUCACGUUGAUCGGCCGGGAAAUGUCGAAGCAUGCGAGCAAGAUUCCUUCCUGGGACCAACUUUUCACCUCCAACUCCGACCAACUUCGGGAACUCGGCAUUGAGCCUGCCCGUCAGCGACGAUACCUAAUUCGGAAGCGCGAGAAGUUCCGCAAUGGCUUGUAUGGACCGGGAGGUGAUCUGGAACAGGUUGUGAAUGGCGUCGCCCAAUUGCGGGUGGUGGAAAUCCCGGAUGAGACCAAAAAGUCCUCAGCAGAAUCACAAGCUGCCCAAUCGGUGUCAUCCUCCGCUACUCUGACACCUGGCAUGAAGAAGGCCAUCGUGAACAUGCUGCCCGGUGUCACCGAAUACAAGCACAGCUCGACCGCCCAACUUACAAAGUUCGCCCACAUGAAAAUCCACAGAGGCUCUAAGAUCAUGGGUCCUUUCCUUCAGCCGGUCAAGGGAAGCCAUGGAACCGCUGCUACCAUCACAAUCCAAGAGGGAAUGUGGGAGGACAAGCGGGGACAGAAGGUGGAUGGUGGUGAGCGACGCCGUGUUGAGGUGCGGGCAAAGAGGCGACUGGAGGAAAGAAGGAAAGCGUAA
Penicillium verhagenii is the source of this 735-nucleotide messenger RNA. RefSeq names its product mitochondrial 37S ribosomal protein mS41. Bases 1 to 735 code for a protein of 244 amino acids. Gene Ontology annotation, cellular component: mitochondrion. The record is from RefSeq and is a predicted model, not a curated record. Lineage: Eukaryota; Fungi; Ascomycota; Eurotiomycetes; Eurotiales; Aspergillaceae. The transcript has a single exon.